AAUACCGUUGCUGGAGUUUUCUGUCAGAAUAAUCAUGCUGCAUCGGUUGUCGGUACAGAACCAUGGUGUACUCACACAAUCCACAACGAUCCUUAUUAUCUUCCCAGUUUCGGUGCGGUCAUUGCUACCGAGUUUUCUCACACGAAUUCAACCUAUUUAUUUAUAAUGAGAGACAAAUGGGACCUCGAGUCUGCAACUUCCGUCCGACUCAUCUUCCCACCGUCGGUAUUCUCCAAUGCUCCCAACUGCUUCUGCCAAAUGAGGGAAUUGAGUCUAUUUUAUCCCCCAAAAGGGAGGCAGUUCAAGCAAACUGUUGAAAGUCCAUUUGCAAAGUUCAUUUUGGUAGUCGGUAAAAUAGGUUAA
Molecule: messenger RNA, 363 nt
Organism: Protopolystoma xenopodis
Lineage: Eukaryota; Metazoa; Platyhelminthes; Monogenea; Polystomatidea; Polystomatidae
Source: the annotation of a GenBank genome assembly